GCUCUUUGUGUCUGUGUUGAAAGGGAUUAAUGGGUGAGGGAAUUAGAGGUGUGGCCACAGUGAUGUUGUGCUUGGUGGUGUUGUUGUUGCUGCAGCAACCAGAGGUGGGCAGCGCCGCCAUUCACACGGUCGGAGAUGACCUUGGAUGGACCUUUAAUGUCUCCUCUUGGCCAAAUGGAAAGACCUUCCAAGCUGGCGAUGUUCUUGCAUUCAACUACACACCAUCAGUGCACAAUGUGGUGGUGGUGGACAAAGUGGGCUACAAUUGGUGCUUGAUUAACCCCAUAAGAGCCACAGUUCAUCGUUCAGGAAAGGAUGAAAUCAAGCUUUUGAAAGGGAUGAACUACUUGAUCUGCAGCCUCCCAGGGCACUGCCAAAUGGGCAUGAAGCUUUCCAUUUCAGCUGAUUGAUCAUUCAAAAGGGUUUAAUCUCAAACAUCAUCAAUCAAUAAUAAUUACACUCUCUUCAUGUCUUUUUGUUUCAUGUCUUGUCCAAUUUUAUGUCUUUUUAUUCACAACUACAUGUUGUUAUACACGUGUGUGAUGGAGUUAUGAAAUAAAUCUGACCCAGUUACG
Messenger RNA from Cucurbita moschata (crookneck pumpkin), 575 nucleotides. Its product is annotated as basic blue protein-like. Gene Ontology annotation, cellular component: plasma membrane. The coding region runs from base 30 to 410 and encodes 126 amino acids. The transcript is spliced from 2 exons. Lineage: Eukaryota; Viridiplantae; Streptophyta; Magnoliopsida; Cucurbitales; Cucurbitaceae. Gene Ontology annotation, molecular function: electron transfer activity. The record is from RefSeq and is a predicted model, not a curated record.